Cyprinus carpio (common carp) is the source of this 3527-nucleotide messenger RNA. Its product is annotated as kelch-like protein 40a. Gene Ontology annotation, molecular function: protein binding. The record is from RefSeq and is a predicted model, not a curated record. Lineage: Eukaryota; Metazoa; Chordata; Actinopteri; Cypriniformes; Cyprinidae.
UAAGAAAAAAAUGGUUCUUUUAAGAACUGUUCACUGAAGGGUUCUUUGGGGAACUCAAAAUGAUUUUGCUAUGUCAUCACUACAAAAACGUAGCUUUUAAAACCUUUUUAAGAGUGUACCUUUAGAAAGUUUUUUAGCUUUAAAUUGGAAUAAUUAUAUUAAAUGCCUAUUUACAGAAAAUGCAUAAACACAGUUCUGUUUGUGAUUAAUUGGUUCAGGGUGAAAAUGUAAAAAGCUAUAGCUUAGUGAUUAGCACAUGUUCAAACAUAUUACAGGUCUCAAGUGAGGAUUCAAGGUUUACAUUCCUGUUGUCCCUGCCAUGUGCAGUCCUCCCCACAUGAAAAAAAAAUAAUGAAUUCUAUUAGAACUGUAACAAAUAAAGUACUCUUGCGCUCAUAGUGCCCAGGUUUGAGUCUAGCCUUGGACAUGUCCUGGUCAACCGUCCCUCCCUGUGCUUUCCGAAAAAAAAAAAAAAAAAAAAAAGGUUGCCACUGCUUGGUCAUAUGAUUUGAUGCUAAGAGACAAAGGAGCCCAUAAUACUGAGUAGCUCCACUAGAGGGCUCCACUACGUGGACAUUAUCUCCCAAAAAUAAUAGGCAGUUCUAUUUCUGUUCAAUUCAAUUCAAUUCAAGUUUAUUUGUAUAGCGCUUUUUACGAUACAAAUCAUUACAAAGCAACUUUACAGAAAAUUAAGUUUCUACAAUAUUUAGACUGUUUGUCUCAUUUUGAAACUAGUCGUAAAUGGGUCUGAUUUCCAUCUUUUCUUUCUCUCUGUAACAUUCUUUUCAAGUUAUUCACAUUUUCCAACCGUGCUGCUCUACUGUCCUUCUCCAUAAGAUCCACAACUUCAUAGUCCCAGUGAGCAACAUGUCAGCUGUUGGCCUGAUCUGUUUGUUGGGGGGAAGGGAGGGACAGCUUGUAUUUCAGGCUCUAAGUGUGGUUCAUUUGUGCAUUUCUAUAUAUAGAUGGACAGUCAGUAGCUGAUAGCUUGUGACAGCUGAGGAGCUCAGGCCACACCAAAGCGUCACAUCCUCUGCCAUUUCUCUUUUAGAGUAACAGUGUUAAUACAGUCAGUUCAGUUCUGCUGUGGGAGAGGACCAGGACACCCCUCCCUCCUACUGAAAUAUCACAUCAAACCAUAACAAGAUGGCCUCCUUGUCAGUGGACCCAGUGACGGAGCCACGGAUGUACCAGCAAACGCUCCUACAAGAUGGGCUCUGCGAUCUCCUGGAUGCUAACAAGUUUGUAGACUGUGUUCUGAAGAUCAAAGACAAAGAGUUUCCUUGUCAUCGGCUAGUGCUAGCCGCUAGCAGCCCUUACUUCAAAGCCAUGUUCCUUUCGGACCUGGAAGAGAGCAAAAAGCGGGAGAUUGUUCUAAAAGACAUCGAACCUGGGGUCAUGGGAAUGAUCCUGAGGUACAUAUACACCUCGGAUAUCAACCUUACUGAGCAUAACGUCCAAGACAUUUUCAUGGCGGCCAACAUGUACCAGAUUCCAUCGAUCUUCAGCGUGUGUGUGUCAUAUCUGCAGCAGAAGCUGGUUCUCAGUAACUGUUUGGCCAUCUUUAGAUUGGGACUGUUGCUGGACUGUCCGCGUUUGGCUAUGGAGGCACGGGACUUCAUCUGUGACCGGUAUGCCCUCAUCAUUCGGGACCAGGAUCUCCAUCAGUUGGGUCCUGGCGAGUUGGCGGCUAUCAUCACAUGUGACUCACUAAAUGUGGAACGAGAAGAGUUGGUGUUUGAAUCUCUCAUGGAGUGGGUGGAGUAUGACACGAACGAGAGAUUGAAGGACCUGCCACAACUUCUACACUGCAUACGUUUCCGUCUUAUGCCAACAAGUUACUUUAAAGAGAAAGUCGAGGGGCACCGAUUGAUCAGGACAAAUCAGGAGCUAAAGAAGGAGCUUCAGAUUGUCAAGGAUGCACAGAAAGGACUGCUACACAGGGUCAAAAGGGUCAAGAAGGAAGGCGAGACGGCAAAUUCUGAGGAUGAGGAUGAGGAGGGUUUGCUGCCGGGGAUCCUAAAUAACAAUCCACGUUUUGGAAUGUUUCAAACAGACCUUAUAUUGAUGAUUAGCGAUACAGGAACGGUAGCAUAUGAUGUUCGUGCAAACGAGUGCUAUAUAGCAUCUUCAUCCACUGAGAUCCCUAAAAACCACUGCAGUCUUGUCACAAAGGAAAAUCAGAUCUUUGUCGCUGGAGGUCUGAUGUACAAUGAGGAGAACAAAGAACAGCAGUUCAGCUCCUACUUUCUUCAGUUUGAUGCCAUGAGCUCUGAAUGGUUGGGGAUGCCCUCACUACCAGACCCUCGCUGUCUGUUUGGUCUGGCUGAGGCUGAGAACUCCAUCUAUGUGGUGGGAGGAAAAGAGUUGAAGGAGGGAGAACGUGCACUAGAUUCUGUUAUGGUCUACGACAGACAGUCAUUCAAAUGGGGAGAGUCUGACCCUCUUCCGUACGCAGUUUAUGGUCAUGGAAUUGUUUCACACAAAGGACUGGUCUAUGUGAUAGGUGGAAAAACGGAGAGCAAGAAAUGCCUGAGGAGAGUAUGUGUCUAUGACCCCUCUAAGUUUGAAUGGAAGGAUCUGGCACCCAUGAAAUUGGCCCGCUCGCUGUUCGGCACAGCUGUUCACAAAAACAAAAUCUAUGUGGUGACUGGAGUCACUGAUAACGGCCUGACUAAUAGUGUGGAGGUCUAUGACAUCGCCAGCAACACCUGGUCGGAUUUCGUGGAGUUUCCUCAGGAGAGAAGCUCUCUUAACCUGAUUGAACUUGGCGGCUGCUUGUACGCUGUGGGGGGUUUUGCUAUGAUGCCCAAUGAGACUACAGAAAAACUGGAGCCCACCGAAAUGAACGACAUAUGGAAGUUUGAGGAGGAGGAGAACUGUUGGAAUGGGAUCCUGAGGGAGAUUCGUUAUGCUGCAGGGGCCACUGUGCUUGGAGUACGUCUGAACACCUUGAGACUCACAAAGAUGUGAUCUACUGUCAUGUAUUGACAAAAUACAGAGUAAACAAUGUUGCCCUCAUCUUCAUAAAAGAGCAAUACAUAUUCCAUUGAUUUAAAAAGAAAGUCACAGACUUAGGUUGUUGAUAUAGUUUGUGAUAGAUCUUAGAGCAGUGUUUGAUGCUGCUGUUCCAAGAAAACUCCGCAGAUGGAGACAAACACCAAACAAUCUAGUUUUUCAUAAGAAUGCUUUGUUAGUCAUUUUGGGUAAUUAGAUGUUGAAUAAUUUGACUUAUUUAAAUAUCCAUGUACACCGAUUUCUAUCAUUCUGUUAUAUGUUAUUUUAGAUGACAACUACAAUUGAAUAUUUUGCAAUUAUGACCAAGUACAAUGUUCUUACAUUCAAAAAAGGAGAAAUAAAUGGCAGUGACUGAACAAUAACCUUAUAUACUGUAGACAAUGACCAAACUAAAAUGAAAACACAAACAACAAAACACAAUUGUCCGUGGUAAAUGUCAACACAAAUAUUGUCCUGCACCCUCCAAAGCCACAUGAAAAUAAAAAAUAAAGGUGAAAGAAUACAAAGGC